UUUGUGAAUUUCUGACCUAGUGGCCACUCAGUGCUCAUGUUUUAAAAUAAUAGCGUUCGAAAAAUAAAUGAAAAUGUCGUUAAAAGCUUACGAAGAUGCAUGUACGAGAGCGGAAUUGUUUGGUCAACCUUUGCCAGACAAAGAAGAUUUUUUGCAAAAACACAAACAUUUGGACGUUGUGGAAUUCGAGGAAGUGGAAAUUAGGACUGCUGAGAAUACAGCGGCCCUAGACGAAGAUAUAAAAGAUGUAAAGGGUGGCCUAAAUGAAUUGAACGACAUUUUAAAAUCAACACAGACCAAAAUAAACAAACUAAAGGGUGUCUGCGGCAGCAUUACAAAUUUUUUUCGCAUAAACUUAUCGUCGAAGGAUAACUUAUCAUACUCCACCGAACCCAGUUACGUCGGUCAAACCAACUAUGACAAAGAUUACGUUCCACCUACGAACACAGAAGGAGGCUCUAUAAAUGAAGGUCUUGGUCCAAACGACAACGAAAUGACACCGCGAGCUGGAAGCUCCAAAAACAAACAUGGCGGCGAUAUUAAUUCCGCGUUAGACGAUUUGAAAACCAUGCAAGACAAUGAAGAAACUUCGCUUUUAAAAUCAGCAACAAAGGAUAUUGGUAGCAGUGUAACUUGCCAGUUUGGUAAGUUGGAUCAGAUGAUCAGUCAGGCGGACAAGGCUGAGUCGUCAAUGAAGCAUCAGAAUAAACAAAUGAGAAGUUGCUUGCGAUAAUUUUCAAAUAAUGAUCAUUACGAUAACACAUUCUUAUGCAAUCGUGCUCACUUUGUCACUAUGUAACUCUUAUUAUAAUGUAUCUCAACGUAAAUUUAACGUGACCUUUAUUUAUUCCUUUUAGAGCGGGACGCCUGUAAAUUUAUUAUUGUUUUAAAAAUAAAACACCAUGUUUGUAAGUUACC
This is a messenger RNA of Hyposmocoma kahamanoa, 918 nucleotides long. RefSeq lists its product as uncharacterized. NCBI's taxonomy places the organism in Eukaryota, Metazoa, Arthropoda, Insecta, Lepidoptera, Cosmopterigidae. The transcript has 3 exons. Gene Ontology annotation, cellular component: plasma membrane. The coding region runs from base 68 to 733 and encodes 221 amino acids. The record is from RefSeq and is a predicted model, not a curated record.